Molecule: messenger RNA, 1114 nt
Organism: Branchiostoma floridae (Florida lancelet)
Lineage: Eukaryota; Metazoa; Chordata; Leptocardii; Amphioxiformes; Branchiostomatidae
Exons: 5
Coding region: 81-704 (207 amino acids)
Source: RefSeq, a predicted model, not a curated record
CCCUUCUACCCGACAAGGUCCGAGUUCUGGACGAGUCCGCCUGAGUUACUGUACCUUACAGAGACAGCGGUGUAGUCAACAUGCGUCUCUUCUUAGUUUUCACCCUUCUGGGCUGCGUGGCUCUGAGCCGGGCGGCAGACUGCGAGCUCAAGUUCAAGAUCGCCCAGACGGAGAUAGACAACAAGCUAUGUACGGUGAGUGCGGCAGACCAGAAGGCUAUGGACGCCGUGAAGAAGACGCUGGAUGACGUGAAGAAAGAGAUGGACACCAUGGAGAAGGACCAGAAGGCUUUCUCCGCCAAGAUGCAAAGCGACGUUCUUACAGAACAGGUCGAGCGAACAAAGGUCAAAGGUCAGAUCCUCUCACUCAAGCAAAAGCUAAGUGAGGCCCAGAAGAAAAACGCCGAGCUUAAGAAGCUGGUUGAAGACAGAGAGAACGAGUUGAAGGCCAUACAAGCGGACAUUGUGAAGGCCACCGAUGUGUACAACCGAGCCCAGACUCUAAUGAAGGGGAAGACGACCAGGUCCUCCGAGAUUCACCUCGCCCUGAGCCCCGAGGAAUAUGACCCGUUCACCACGGACGACCCCGACUUCUACCAGGGGCCCGUCGACGCCUCAGACCCUGAGACGGACGAGGGUUCCGACGAAGAAGCGGACGAAGUCCUGCCAGCACUGGAGAAGUUUUUGAGGGAGCAUGACAUCUAAGAUAAGAUAAAAGAAAAGAAAGAAAUUGAUGUAAAAGGCAACCCGUUUGACUUGCAUCUUAGCAGUCUCGCAAAAGAUGUUCGUCUUAAACUCGUAUAUCAUUACUGGCAGUUAUAGAACCUUCUACAGAAUGAAUGUUUAAAACACAGUUUUUAAGAUCUGUAUAAAAUUAGCGAUUAAAAACAUUAGAUAACACAACUGUUUUGCAAAUUAAUAUACUGCACAGAACACUCCGGUCACUGACCUUUGGUCGUUACAGAAAAAAACACAAAUAGUUUAAGGUACAUUAUUAGACAAAACGUUGGAUCUGUUGAAACAUAGAAACAUAUUCAUUCAUUUCCUCCCGUUGUAGCAACUUUCAGAUCGUUGUGACUUCUCUCACCACUGAAAUAAACGUGAUCUAUCUCGGA